This is a messenger RNA of Oncorhynchus masou masou (cherry salmon), 630 nucleotides long. RefSeq lists its product as uncharacterized. Lineage: Eukaryota; Metazoa; Chordata; Actinopteri; Salmoniformes; Salmonidae. Bases 1 to 630 code for a protein of 209 amino acids. The record is from RefSeq and is a predicted model, not a curated record. The transcript has 8 exons.
AUGGUGUUGUUGUUGAUUGUUUACGUUGACAGGGUCCACCUGGUCCUCCAGGUCCCAGAGGUCCCCAGGGUUCUAGUGGAGCUGACGGUGCCCAAGGCCCUCCUGGUGGAGUGGGUUCUAUGGGAGGUAAUGGAGAAAAGGGAGAGAGCGGUGAAGCCGGCAACCCGGGACCAUCUGGAGAGCCCGGUGGAGGAGGCCCCAGAGGAGAGACAGGGGAGAAGGGAGAGUCAGGACCACCUGGAGCUGCCGGACCUGCAGGGGCCCGUGGACCUGGAGGAGACGAUGGCCCCAAAGGCAACCCCGGACCCGUUGGCUUCCCUGGAGACCCUGGUCCCCCUGGAGAGCCUGGAGUUGGUGGAUUGGAUGGCUUGGCUGGAGACAAGGGAGAUGACGGAGACGGUGGUCAGCCAGGUCCAUCUGGUCCUUCUGGAGAAGCUGGACCUCCAGGACCACCCGGCAAGAGGGGACCCAUUGGACCAGCCGGUACUGAGGGAAGACAAGGAGAGAAGGGUUCUAAGGGUGAGGCUGGAGCCGAGGGGCCUGAUGGUAAAACUGGACCUGUUGGACCCCAGGGGCCCUCUGGGAAGCCUGGGCCUGACGGCCUGCGUGGAAUCCCCGGCCCUGUCGUGA